AUGGCCUCACCUCACCAACGACCCCUCCUCCGCCCCUCGGUAUCUUCGCGACUCUCGAUAGCAAUCUCAACUCGCUCCGCUGAAGCUGGGGAGGCGCAACACGAAGAUGGCGAGCAGAUUGAUGAAGAGAUAGAGGAGAUUAGGCGCUAUGAAGUAAUGCUCCAUACCCUAGCCCCACCCAAGCUCCGUUGCUGUGCGAACCUGCUGAUGAGGUUAACCUAGGACUUUACGACGAUAGGUACGUUUGCCCACCGCCCCGACAAGAUGAAUAGUGGAAGGUGGGGUUCAUGGCGUUGGAUGAAUAGAUUGGGUGCAGGACGCUGCGCGAGCGCAGUUUCAGCGGCGAAUUCAGAAACGGAAGGAGGGGUAUUAUGUUGGUACAAAUUGGAGGAGGAAGCUUUGGUUGUCCUAUGAUGCCGGUCAGGCGUGGAUCGUUAUUAGCUUGAUCGGUACUCGCCUUUCGCUCCCUCGCCGUUUUUUUCUUAGCUGUUGUUUUUGCUAACAUGGGGUUUAGGCGCAUGUAUCGGCCUCAAUGCCUCGUUCUUGAAUAUUGCCACAGAGUGGUUAUCGGAUAUUAAGUUGGGACAUUGCACAACGGCGUUUUACCUCAAUGAGAAUUUCUGCUGUUGGGGCGCAGAAGAUGGUGGGUUUGGGCUAGCCGGGUUUGGGGGUUUUUGGAGGGGAGUGGAGGGCUGAUUUUUCGAUUUUUCUUUCCUUGCUUGGAGGGUUUAGGCUGCCCGGAGUGGAAAACAUGGAGCACAAUUUGGCCGGCGAAUUACCUGCUCUACAUUUUGUUUUCGGUAGGUUUUUGACUCCUUCUUGCCCUACUCGUACCAGAAAAUGGCGAUUGGAAACUACUUUGGAUGUAUGGGCCAUCCCGGGUCGUGCUGCCCGGAUACCGGUGGUUUGUUUCGGGAAUGUUAGUUGAGCUGACGUCUUGCAGAUACUCUUUGCAUAUACCAGUGCUAUCCUCGUUAAAUCCUUUGCUCCAUAUGCUGCCGGCUCGGGUAUCUCCGAAAUCAAAUGCAUUCUCGCCGGCUUUGUCAUGAAGGGCUUUCUGGGUGGGUGGACACUACUAAUAAAGUCUAUCGGCCUCCCGCUCGCCAUUGCCUCGGGACUGAGUGUGGGUAAGGAGGGUCCCAGUGUGCAUUAUGCGGUAUGCACCGGGAACGUGAUCAGCAGGUUCUUCGACAAGUACAGGAAGAAUGCAGCGAAAACCAGGGAAAUCUUGUCUGCCUGUGCCGCCGCGGGUGUUGCCGUUGCCUUCGGGAGUCCAAUCGGGGGCGUAAUUUUUUCCCUUGAGGUCGGUUUCAUUUCCUAGUGCGGCUAGUGUGGAAGUGAUCGUUAAUGCUGGAAAAAGGAAAUGUCGUCGAAUUUUCCCCUCAAAACAAUGUGGAGGAGUUAUUUCUGCGCGCUGGUGGCCACUGCCGUUCUCGCUGUGAGUGAGAUUCUUGACCUUUUUUUCCGUCUUAGUCACUAAUAUAAGAAGGCUAUGAACCCUUUUCGAACCGGCCAACUUGUCAUGUUUCAGGUUACCUAUGAUCGGGACUGGCACUUUUUUGAGAUCGUUUUCUUCGUAAUUAUCGGUAUAUUUGGCGGGCUUUACGGCGAGUUCGUCAUCAAAUGGAAUUUACGAGCUCAAUCCUUCCGCAAAAAAUAUCUAAAGCAAUGGGCGAUCGCAGAGGCUACCUUUCUGGCAGGGAUCACUGCCGUGAUUUGUUACUCCAAUAUGUUCCUGAGAAUAGACAUGACAGAAAGCAUGGAGAUCCUGUUUCACGAAUGCGAAGGUGGACACGACUAUAAUGGACUUUGCGAGUGAGAACUUUGGGAACCAACCCCGAGAGUGUAAAUAUUCUGACAAUCUGUGAAGGAGCAGUCGGAGAUGGCAUAUGGUCACGUCGCUCACCAUCGCGACUGUAGUCCGAGUGUUCCUUGUCAUCAUCUCUUACGGCUGCAAAGUGCCCGCCGGGAUCUUUGUGCCGUCCAUGGCUAUCGGAGCAUCCUUCGGUCGAACGGUCGGGAUCUUAGUUCAAGCACUCCACGAAGCUGCCCCGAACUCCAAAUUCUUUGCUAGCUGCCAACCAGACAUACCCGUAAGUGUAUCUGCACCUGCACUGCGUAACCUAGACCCAGCCCUCCUGCUAACACCUGCUAAGUGUAUCACACCGGGGACGUAUGCGUUCCUUGGUGCUGCAGCUGCACUUAGCGGUAUCAUGCACAUUACGGUUUCUGUGGUGGUCAUUAUGUUUGAGCUGACGGGUGCAUUAACCUACAUUCUCCCCACAAUGGUACGUUACUUUCAUCUCCCCAAACACCCCACCCUCUGCCCCCCUUGGUGUCGUGCGUGCGCAUAUAUACGAGUUGGCGCAGUACCGUGCACACAUAAAACACACGUCCACAGUGGAAGGGGGGGGGGGGGGGGGGGCUACCAAUGAUGGUCGAUAAUGAUAACCACAAAACCACAGAUAGUAGUUGGCGUGACAAAAGCUGUCAGUGGUCGUUUUGGCAAAGCGGGCAUCGCAGACCGGAUGAUAUGGUUCAAUGGGUUCCCGUUCCUAGAUAACAAAGAGGACCACUCGUUUGGGGUACCAGUAUCUCAUGUGAUGAAUCAGGAGUUAGUUGUGCUCCCAUCAACGGGCAUGGCCAUCCGAGAAGUCGGUAAUGUUCCCCCCCACCUUUCUCGAUAUAUGAAAACUCUCCUAUCAUUUUAAAAAGGCGCACCACGUUUAUAGGGGUUGUUGCCUAUAUACCGCUCAUACUAAUAUUCGCGUUCACCGACAGAAACAAUUCUCGAGUCCACAGAAUUCCAAGGAUUCCCGAUUGUGCAGGACAGAAAUUCAAAGUUGCUCAUAGGUUACAUUAACAGAACAGAGCUCAAGUACAGCAUUGGUAAUUAUUAACUUCCCCUCCCUUCUCUUCCUUUCCCCGUCCCACUCCCCACAUUCAAUACCCAAUAUGGUACCCCACACCCGCGCAACCACAAACCCACACCUAGAAGCGUGCGUGCGUGUAUUGCCCCGCAUGAAAAAACACCACCACCCGACCGGGCCCGGUAGUUGCAAAAAAAAAAAAACCUGGAUAAAUAACAACUUUACCUACCGUACAUUGCCUCUACCACACUGUACCCAACCGGCCCUUGGUACCAUCUGAAGAAGAAGAAAAAAAUUGAAAAAAGCACUAACCUUCUCAUUUACCCUGAAGAUCGUGCCAAGCGCGAACGUACUAUUCCACCCACCUCCCGCUGCUACUUCCUGUCCGCCGACCAAGCACAGACACCAGCCUCAACCGUAGGAGUGACCGUAGUCAACGCUGGUGGCGCGGGGCAUCCCUCGUCGGGCUCGUUAUCGCUGGAUUUUGCCAGGUUCAUCGACCCAACGCCAUUGACCGUGCACCCGCGCCUGCCUCUCGAGACGGUGAUGGAGAUCUUCAAGAAGGUGGGGCCCAGGGUCGUGCUCGUGGAGCAUAGGGGCAAGCUGUCCGGUGUGGUGACGAGGAAGGACGUGCUCAAGUUUCAGUUCAAGGUGGAGAAUAGGGAGAACCCCCGCGACGAUAGUGCUGAGGUUGAGAGGGAGGAGAAGUUGUGGGGGAUCAUAGUUGGUGUUUCGUUGUGGCUACGUAGGAAGGUGUUGAGGCAGGAGGUGCCCCCAACUGGGGGGGAAAGGGUUACAGGUAUUGAUGAUAGCCAGGAUGGAAUUCUCGACGUCGAGGCCUCUCCUAUGGAUUUGGAACUCGAUGAACGGCGGUAAUGAUAAGGAUUUUGAUCGUUAUUCAGCAAUAUUUCUUUCCCCCCCCCCCCUUCCUCUCCUUCCAUCACUUUCACACUAGACGGUUCACACCUGUAAAUACGCUUCGCUUCGCUAGAGGUUCUAUAUUGGUAAAACAGAAAGUUUAUUUAUCUAUCUAUGGAUGGUCCUCAUCCCCUAGACUAU
This is a messenger RNA of Tuber aestivum (summer truffle), 3929 nucleotides long. NCBI's taxonomy places the organism in Eukaryota, Fungi, Ascomycota, Pezizomycetes, Pezizales, Tuberaceae. The record is from the annotation of a GenBank genome assembly.